This is a messenger RNA of Macrobrachium nipponense, 1930 nucleotides long. RefSeq names its product GTP-binding protein 10 homolog. Bases 156 to 1265 code for a protein of 369 amino acids. NCBI's taxonomy places the organism in Eukaryota, Metazoa, Arthropoda, Malacostraca, Decapoda, Palaemonidae. Gene Ontology annotation, molecular function: GTPase activity; GTP binding. Gene Ontology annotation, cellular component: mitochondrion. The record is from RefSeq and is a predicted model, not a curated record. The transcript has 8 exons.
AGAAACUCAAGCAAACACAAACAAAGGAGGAAUAAAGCAAGAAAGGGAGCCGUUUCAAAGACAUAUUCCGCCUACUACUACUACUAUUACUACUACCUAUGAUUCUAUCUUCACUGGGUAUUUAGUUUACAUGUCAGAGUUGGUAUGCUGCCAAAAUGAGGAAGUAUAGAAAAUUCAUUGAUUCUUUACGCAUCCAUGUUAGAGGAGGAAGUGGCGGUAUGGGGUAUCCAAAGUUUGGUGGUGUCGGUGGAAAAGGAGGAGAUGUUUAUGUGGAAGCAAUUGCAGAGCAAACAUUGUCAAAAACUUUAAGAGCAGAGCCAGAGAAACGUUGGCUAGGUGGUGUGGGUGGUAACAGUCGAAAAGUACGGAUUCUUGGAGAACCUGGUGAAGAUAAAAUUGUCCCGGUUCCCCUAGGCACAGCAAUCAUGUUGGACAAAUUCAGAACACUGGGUGAAACCAACAAAAUUGGAGAUAAAAUUCUAGUGGCCAAGGGAGGAGCCGGAGGUUCGCCAGCUAAUCAGUUUAAUGGUCAGCAUGGACAGGCUCUUAAUCUCACAUUGGAACUGAAACUUAUAGCUGACAUAGGCCUGGUAGGAUUCCCAAAUGCUGGAAAGUCAACAUUGUUGAAAGCCAUAUCCAGAGCCAAACCAAAAAUUGCCAGCUACCCUUUUACAACAAUACGGCCAAAUAUUGGUAUUGUCGAGUAUCCUGACAAAAGACAAAUAAGCAUAGCUGAUCUUCCUGGCCUAGUUGAAGGUUCUUGGGCUAACAUGGGAAUGGGCCACAAAUUUCUCAGGCAUGUUGAAAGGACAAACCUACUGCUGUAUAUCGUAGACAUCAAUGGUUUUAAAAUGGGACCUCAAUAUCCUCACCGAACACCAAUAGAAAAUGUAAUUCUUUUGAAUAAGGAGUUGGAAUUAUACAAAGAUGAUUUGUUAGAUAAACCUUGUGUAUUACUGGUAAAUAAGAUGGAUGAUGAUAAAACAGAAGAAAAAUUGAAACGCUUUCUUCAAGAAUACUCAGACUUAGCAGAGUUGUGUCAAGAGUUCCCAGAGGAGAUGCAGCCUAAAAGACUAGUCAAGUUCGAUGAUAUAAUACCCUGUUCUGCAAAAUUUAACAUGGACUCUGUAGAGUACAUAAAAAAGCGUUUGAGAAAGUUGUUAGAUAUCUAUGAUGAUGAAAUAAAUUGUCGCUUAACCACAACUUCAGCUGUAAAAGCAGAAGUAGAUAAUAAACUUAGGGAGAAGAGUAAACAAUUUGUGUAAUAUGCAAAACAAUUUGUGUAAUAUGCAAGAGGGGAUGUGAUUGGGUUUAUGUAGUUUAAUUUAGCCAUAUGCUAUGCCAUAUGGCCUGGUGUGGAUCUCUAGAUUUAGCUACCAACUAAGAGGGGUUGUGGCUCUUGGAAUGUGAAGUGUGUAUUUCCUAGUGACAAAGCUGUUAAUAGACAGCUGACAGUAGACAGUGAACUAAAUUUUAAAGUCAUAGAGGGAAUAAAGAAUGGAAUGUUUUCUUAGGGGUUCAAGUUAGUGAAGUGUCUCCAGCCGCCUCCUCAUUUUUUUUUAUUUAUAAGUAUAGUCAACUAAAACUUUGGUAAAUAUUCUCCAUCACUGGAGCAGAUGUCAGAAGUUGGGUGUGUAAAUAUAUCAAGCAUAGUAAAAGUAAUGAUUUGGUUGUAUAUCUCUACAUCCAAGGAACACCUACAAAAUCCAGUACAUACAUACAUUUAUUGUAAACUUUUCUUGAACUGCAGUCACAACAUCAGGACAUCUGAGUCACAAUAUCAAAAAAGGGGGUGCAUGCAGCAUAUAUAAUUGAAAGUAAACAUACAAAAUAUAAGAAAACUUAAAAUGGUAAAUCAGUUAAACUUAAAUAAUCAAACACACAAAUAUAUUUACACAAAUAACCAAAUAAAACAAAUUAAAAGAAAACU